Ceratitis capitata (Mediterranean fruit fly) is the source of this 596-nucleotide messenger RNA. RefSeq names its product larval cuticle protein 5. Lineage: Eukaryota; Metazoa; Arthropoda; Insecta; Diptera; Tephritidae. The record is from RefSeq and is a predicted model, not a curated record. The coding region runs from base 72 to 443 and encodes 123 amino acids. The transcript is spliced from 3 exons.
CGAAAGCGAAAUGUUUUACAAAAUUGUUGAUCAUGCUUCAGUCAGUUUUGUGAUCUUCAACAAGCCUCAACAUGGCAUCCGCUAAGCUGUUUCUUGCCGUUGCCAUUUUGGCAACAUUCUCGCUCACCGCAAAUGCCGGUUUUCUGGAUUAUGUUUUCCCCACACUUAUGUCGGAAUUUUACAGUCAAGUGCCCACAAAGGAGGGUUAUCGCUUCAAUUUGGAAGAACCAAAUGGCAGCAAGCGUGAGGAAAUCGGUGUGAUAAUGAAUCCGGGCACAGACGAUGAACAACUGGUGGUGAUGGGUUCAUAUACGGUGUAUGAUGAGAAGACCGAUACCGAAACGAUUACAAUGUAUACCGCCGAUAAGGAUGGUUAUAAGCCACGCUAUAUGAUCAAGAAUCGUAAAUUGAGCCCUGGUGCAUUGAAAUCUGCAGCUGGUUAAAGCAUGAAGAUUUUUAUUUUUUUUUAUUUAGAUAAACAAGUUUUAAAUGUUAUUUAAUUUUCGUAUUUUUUUUUUUCAAAAGUAUUUUGUACUCCCUUUUUCUCAUGAUAACUGCCAUUUUUGUAUAAAAAAUAAAAAUUUAUUUCUAAUUUA